Molecule: messenger RNA, 2550 nt
Organism: Alligator mississippiensis (American alligator)
Lineage: Eukaryota; Metazoa; Chordata; Crocodylia; Alligatoridae
Product: cadherin-related family member 3
Exons: 19
Coding region: 1-2550 (849 amino acids)
Biological process (GO): homophilic cell-cell adhesion
Cellular component (GO): membrane
Molecular function (GO): calcium ion binding
Source: RefSeq, a predicted model, not a curated record
AUGGAGGAGAGCCCCCCCCUGCGCAAGGUGCUGUACAAACAAAACUUCAAAGCUGCCUCAAACAGCUCCCAGCAGCACACGGACCCUAUUCUAUUCUCCCGCAUUUGGUAUUCUGCUGGCUUUUACUGCGAGUUGAAGACAGAAAGUGUUAAGAAUUAUAAUGUCAGGCCCGUGGCAGAAAAUGCACCAGAGCACACGGUAGUUACCACCAUCACCAUCACCGCUUCUCCUCCCGGUUCAUUCGUUGGAGAGCCAGUUAUUGCGAAUGCCAACCCAGUCGUGCAUCCAUUUAUCAUCACCCCCAAAGCUACAAAUCAAUGGGAACUAACGACGACAACGCUGCCCAAGCUGGAUUUUGAAACCGUGGCACUUUACUCGCUUGUGAUACUGGUGAAAGACACGGUGGGGAGAUCAGCUUCUCAGACAAUCUUCGUGCAGAUUUCCAAUGUCAACGAAGCCCCCUUCUUCACCGGAGCACUAGCUCAGCCCGGCCGAGUGAUGGAAGUGUGGGUUGCAGAGGACACCUUAGCGCAUACCGUCAUUUAUACAGCCAGAGCCAAGGAUCCAGAAGAAGAGGCCUUGAAGUACUCCGUGGAGGUCUUGCCAGAGAGCAGUGCAUUUGCUAUUGAUGAGACCGGGGCAAUUUCCACAACAGCCUCUUUCCAUCUGGAAGGAAAUGAGAAAAGUUUUUACAGCAUAAGGAAUGGUGCCCUGACUCCCAAGACAGAAAACUCCACCAUAGGAGAGAUGGUGAACAUCACACUCGAUGAGGAAAUCCCUCUUGGAAAGGCCAUUGGCAUUUGCCAAGCUAUGGACGAAGAUUUAAUGAACGACCUCGCUUUCUACCUUGAUCCAGGAAAUGCUUACUUUGCUGUGGAUAGAAACCGUGGAACUCUGAUGGUUGUGUCUAGGCUGGAUAUGGAGGAAGAUGGAUUUAUGAAUGUCCAGUCCUUUACUGUCAAGGCUUGUGACAAAGAUCUGAGAUGUGCUGCCAUUUCUGUCAGUGCAAACAUCCUUGGGGUCAAUGAUAAUCCACCAUACUGUGACCAGUACAUGUACAGAUAUACAGACAUGGAGGUUAUUGAAAAUAAUUCAGUGGUUGCUGAGCUGACGUGUCAUGAUCAAGACAGGCCCCCUGAUGUACUUCAUUACACACCUAACAGCGGUCCCAUUGGCACUGGAAAACUCUUUGAACAAGUCCCAGGGGCUGAGAAUACAAUUUGGGUCACCAAGGAGCUGGAUUAUGAAGACCCAGGUAACAUUGCAGUUGGCAAUACUCAUGAAAUGACAGUAGCCGUGUAUGACGACACAAAUCCCUCGCAUACAGUGACGGCAACGAUAAUAGUGAAAAUCACUCCUACCAAUGACUUCAGCCCAGUGUUUAGACCUCCAAGCUAUUCAUUUACAGUUCCAGAAACGUCAGGCGCCCACUACAUGGUUGGAAAAGUGACUGCCAUAGACAACGACUACCCACCAAACUGCAUCGCUUACAGAAUAGUCCGUGGGAACCCACCACCUGUUCAGAUAUUUUGGGUGGACCCAGCAUCCGGAACAAUAGAGCUGAUAACCCAGCCAGACUACGAAUCCAUCCGACAAUACAAACUUGCUGUCCAAGCUGUUGAUUGCGAUCCCGCUCAUCCACGCACAGCUGUCACCAUGGUUACAAUUGACAUUGAAGACGAGAACGACGAACCGCCAGUCUGCAGCCCCCGGGUGCAUCAGGCAGUCAUAUUUGAUAAUGUUACCGUUGGGACAAACAUCGAUAGGUUUAUGCUUGUUUGCCAUGACAGAGACUCCAGUGAUUUGGCCAUGCGGUUUGAGAUUGUCUCCGGCAAUAGAAACAAUCACUUCGGUUUUGACCCAGCCCGAGGGUCCAGCACGCCCGAGCUAAUUGUGAAAACACCUUUUCAUUUGGAAGCCGGGGCCAAGUCCCGGCAGCGCUACCACCUCGUGGUGAACAUCAUUGAUGACAACCUGUACAACAUUACCGGGACCAAGGCCAGGACGGGGACUGUCUUAAUAGAUGUCCAUGUUCUUAGAGCCAACCCUACCCCUGCUCCGCACAAAAAAGGACUGACCAUUAUGUACACUGCUGUCAACACCUACGAUCCUACGGACUGGUACGUUCCCUUCAUCUUCACCCUGAUGGCCAUUCUCGCCGUGGGCUUGGUGGCUUGGGGGUGCCAUCUGGUUUGGACGCGCACAAGCUUCAAGGAAACCUGCUUCACCGCGCUGAGCAAGACCGCCAAAGCAGAGAAGGGAGUGGAGACAUUUACACCAGGAGCCAAAAAGAAACCAGUAGAAGUGGUAAUGGAAAUGGCUAAAUACAAGACCAAGUUUGAUGGAGAAGCCAGGGAUCCAGUCACAGGGAACCUGUAUCUGUACAACAGCAAAUCAGGAGCAAGGAAGUGGAAGAAGGAAGAUGCCAAGGUGGAGAAGAUGCAGUUGACCAACAUCUACUCAGUGUCUCAGAAGCUCCCUGCUGCAAACCUUGCACCACUAACAAGGAGUCUCACUAACAGGGAAUUGAAGGCUGGUUUGCAAUCAUAG